Nycticebus coucang (slow loris) is the source of this 4023-nucleotide messenger RNA. It is a transcript of the gene UCP3, whose product is annotated as uncoupling protein 3. Gene Ontology annotation, molecular function: oxidative phosphorylation uncoupler activity. The transcript has 7 exons. Lineage: Eukaryota; Metazoa; Chordata; Mammalia; Primates; Lorisidae. The record is from RefSeq and is a predicted model, not a curated record. The coding region runs from base 201 to 1136 and encodes 311 amino acids. Gene Ontology annotation, cellular component: mitochondrial membrane. Gene Ontology annotation, biological process: response to cold; mitochondrial transport; mitochondrial transmembrane transport.
UGAAGCAACAGAGACAACUGUGAAUGGCAGGGAGGGGCCCUCAGAUCCCUGUUGCCACUUCCUGGGAUAGAACCCUACAGAGCCCCUAUGCUGCCCCUGCCCUGGCUGAACUCCCAGCAGCCUCCCCACUGUACUGAAGUCCACAGUCACAGAGCAGACUCUUCUGGCCCCAAAGGAACUGGGCAGCGUUUUUCAGGACCAUGGUUGGACUAAAGCCUUCAGAAGUGCCUCCCACAACGGCUGUGAAGUUCCUGGGGGCGGGCACAGCAGCCUGUUUUGCUGACCUCCUUACCUUUCCGCUGGACACAGCUAAGGUCCGCCUACAGAUCCAAGGGGAGAACCAGGCAGCCCAGGCGGCCCUGGGUGUGCAGUACCGUGGUGUGCUGGGCACCAUCCUGACCAUGGUGCGCACUGAGGGCCCCCGCAGCCCCUACAACGGGCUGGUUGCCGGCCUGCAGCGCCAGAUGAGCUUUGCCUCCAUCCGCAUUGGCCUCUAUGACUCGGUCAAGCAGUUCUAUACACCCAAAGGAGCAGAACACUCCAGUGUCACUACCCGGAUUUUGGCGGGUUGCACCACAGGGGCCAUGGCAGUAACCUGCGCCCAACCCACGGAUGUGGUGAAGAUCCGAUUUCAAGCCAGUGUGCACCUCGGGCCCGGGAGUGACAGGAAAUACGGUGGGACUAUGGAUGCCUACAGAACCAUUGCCAGGGAGGAAGGGCUCAGGGGCCUGUGGAAAGGAACUUUUCCCAACAUCACAAGGAAUGCCAUUGUCAACUGUGCUGAGAUGGUGACCUAUGACAUCAUCAAGGAGAAGCUGCUGGACUAUCGCCUAUUCACAGACAACUUCCCUUGCCACUUUGUCUCUGCCUUUGGAGCUGGCUUCUGUGCCACAGUGGUGGCCUCCCCAGUGGAUGUGGUGAAGACCCGGUAUAUGAACUCCCUACCAGGCCAGUACCGCAGCCCCCUGGACUGUAUGCUAAAGAUGGUAGCCCAGGAGGGCCCCACAGCCUUCUACAAGGGAUUUACACCCUCCUUCUUGCGUUUGGGAACCUGGAAUGUGAUGAUGUUCGUAACCUAUGAGCAGCUGAAACGGGCCUUGAUGAAAGUCCAGAUGUUACGAGAAUCUCCUUUUUGAACAAGACAAGAAAGCGACUGGUACUUAACUUGCUUGAAACCAGUUAAGAAUGGAAUAGAACAGUCGAUCCAUAUACAUGUGGACACAGACUACACAUGUUUACAGAACUGUUUACUUGUUGCUGAUUCAAGAAACAGAAGUAGAAGAGGAAGAAUUCUGGUCUUCAGUGCUUUAUCUUAAGCAUGCUUUUGCACCGACAAGAUGGAAAUAAAUUAUAUUAAUUUUUGAAAACCAUUUGGCAUGCCUAACAUUUAGGCAAGAGAAACCAAAUGAAUCCAUUUGGAUACAGCAGAAGUUUGCAAAUUUGUCUCCUCCAUAAAAUCUGAUCAGACAAUGAAUUAUAAGCAGGAAUGACUGUAAGCCUGGGACAGGAGUGGCCCACAACACAGUUGGAAAUCAGCCAAGGAGUCUAGAAGGAUGCUUCCAAAGCACCACAAAGAUUGUGACUGCAGGCCUCGCGGUCACACGUGGAUCAUAAGCCUUUUUGUAAUGUGUCUGCCGUGUAGAAUCCACUGGGAUUCUACGAAAUCUGAGAAACAGAAGAAAGCCUAGAACCUGUGCCAAAGAAGCUGUGAUGAGAAUCUGGAGAAUCAAGAGGGCACCCUUAGUCCUUUUCCUGUAAAAUGGGUUGAUAAUCCCUCCCCUACCUACCUCACCAGGGUGAAGAUCCCAUGAGAAGCUGGGUAUAAAGGCACUUUAUAAAAGAAAAAGCUCUGUACACACGUAAAUAGAAGGAUGCUGUCUUGGGAGACAUUUUGUCAGGACAAAGAGGAACUGCCAGAGGCAGCACCUGUGGCUCAGUGAAAAGGGCGCCGGCCCCAUAUGCUGAGGGUGGUGGGUUUGAGCCUGGCCCCGGCCAAACUGCAACAAAAAAAAAAUAGCCGGGCGUUGUGGCAGGCACCUGUAGUCCCAGCUCCUCGGGAGGCUGAGACAACAGAAUUGCCUAAGCCCAGGAGCUGGAGGUUGCUGUGAGCUGUGACGUCACAGCACUCUACUGAGGGCGAUAAAGACUCUGCUUUAAAAAAAAAAAAAAAAAAAGAGGAAUUGCCAGAGAAUAAGUUUUUGAAAGAUACAAUUGUCUACAAGUAAGACCAAAGGGGCCAGGAGUGACAAAAGAUGACAUGAAUCUGCAGGCCUUACUCCCUGGCUCGAUUGUGAGCACCUUGAAGGGUUGUGGUACUUGGGGAAAAAGAGGUAGAUGCCAGACCGACAGCCUACACUAGCAGGACUCAGAAUGUUUGGAAAAUUAUUAUGACUCAAUAAAGGAAUUCACACCUCCAGUGGGGGAUGAGAACAACUGCUUUCUGUCUUCUCUUUCUUAAACAGAAACUUCUGGCUUGGUGCCCAUAGCUCAGUGGUUACAAUGCCGGCCACAUACACCAGGGCUGGUGGGUUCAAACCCAGCCUGGGCCUGCUGAGCAACAAUGACAACUGCAACAAAAAAAAAAAUAGCCGAGUGUUGUGGCGGGCGCCUGUAGCCCCAGCUACGUGAGAGGCUGAGGCAAGAGAAUCACUUAAGUCCAAGAGUUUGAAGUUGCUGUGAGCUGUGAUGUUACUGCCCUCUACAGGCUAUGUAGUGAGACUCUGUUUCAAAAAAAAAAAAAAAAGUUAAACAGAAAUUUCUGUUCUCACUUCAGGUUCCUAUUUUUCAGGGUUGGACCAAAUCUGGCCCCACACAGUUACCCUUUCUUCUGCCUGCUCUGACCCAUUUUGUUUUUUGUUUUUUUGAGACAGAGCCUCAAGCUGUCGCCCUGGGUAGAGUGCCAUGGCAUCAUAGCUCACAGGAACCUUCAACUCCUGGGCUUAAGUGAUUCUCCUGCCUCCACCUCCCAAGUAGCUGAAACUACAGGCACCCACCACAACGCCGGGCUAUUUUUUGAUUGCAAAUGUCAUUGUUGUUUGCCGGGCCUGGGAUGGAUUUGAACCCGCCAGCUCAGGUGUAUGUGGCUGGCGCCUUAGCCGUUUGAGCCACAGGCACCGCCUGACUCAUUUUGAUUGCAGGAAAAAAUCACUCUACCUUUUAGGGCUUCAGCUCCUCCACUGCAAAAGGCAGGGUUGAACCACACAACUUCCAAGCUUAAGACCACAUGUCUUUCAAACUAAUAAUGGAGACCCAGAAUUCCAGUGUCUUUUUCUUCUUUUUAGCAGCCUUGGGUGGUUCUUUUUUUUUUUUCAGUUUUGGCCAGGGCCAGUCUUAAACCCACCACCCACAGUAUAUGGGGCCAGCACCCUACUCCUUGAGCCACAGGCGCCGCCCCAGGGUGGUUCUGAUGAUAGUCAGAACUAGGUUCAAACCUCACCCCACCCCACCUUCUUGGUGACCUAGCUACUGGGAAUCUUUGCAUCUCAAUGUCCUACCAAAGAAGUAGGAAUAAUAAAUCCUCCCUAGAGGCUUGUUGGGAGGGUUGAUCUAAAGUGCCUUGGAAUACGGAGCUGCUCCUAAUGACAUUCUCUCCUUCCCCACUCUGACUCCUCUGCACCCUGGGAAAAAGCAAAUAUCCAUUCAUCCUUACCUCUUUCUUCUUCUUUUUUUUGUUUUUGAGACAGAGUCUCACUAGAGUGCUAUCGCGUCACAGCUCACAGCAACCUCCAACUCUUGGACUUAGGCGAUCCUCUUGCCUCAGCCUCCUGAGUAGCUAGACUACAGGCACCCACCACAAUGCCCAGCUAUUUUUUGGUGCAAUUUGGCCGGGGCCAGGUUCAAACCCGCCACCCUCGGUAUAUGUGGCUGGCUCCCUACCCACUGAGCGACAGGCACCGUCCCUCACCUCUUUCUUAAAUUUAAAUUAUAACUUGAGAUAAUCCACAUAUGCAAACUGGAUAAAAGCAAAAAGAAAUUGAUUUAAUGUCAGAUUUGUCUUUCAAAUAAAACUCACAUUUAAAAGUU